CAAUCUUCAAUCAUGCCCGAGCCGAAUUCCCCAUUCUGCGCCCUUGAUUCGACAUCUCUUCUUCCCCAAAAGGCAGUUAAAUAGCAGAAGUCGAUACCCCGCGCUCCACCCACAACGUCAACCUCAAAGAGGGGCAAUCAAGUUCGAGCGAGGGGUGUUACCGAAUCCCGAAAAUCUGGAUUAACGCUCUUCCCGAACAGCUACGCAGUCUACGUCAACUAAUCACCGCAGGACACUAUCCAACUUUCCAAACCAUACCACACCACCAGCAAACAAAAUGCCAGAACCUCAAGUAAUUAUCAUCACCGGCGCCAGCCGUGGCAUCGGCCAUGCCAUAGCCACCCACCUCCUGAAAGCAGGCCACAAGGUCGUCCUCACAGCUCGCUCCCCUGAAACGCUGGAGGAGCUUCAGAAAGAAUACCCAUCACAAGUCCAGUAUCUAGCGGCUGAUAUGACCUUGCCUGAUACACCCUACAAACUCAAGGAACUCGCCCUCCUCCACUUCCAUCACAUCAACGCCGUCAUCAUCAACCACGGCGCCCUCUCGCCAAUGACCCGCGUCGCCAACUCCUCCAUUGACGACUGGAAAGCCCUCUUCGACGCCAACUUUUUUAGCGCCCUCGCCCUAGCCAAGGAAACCAUCCCCUACCUGAGAGAAACCAAAGGCCGUCUCAUCUUCACCUCAUCGGGCGCCGCAACAGGAGCUUACACCGCCUGGGGCGCCUACGGAACCUCCAAAGCAGCGCUGAACCACCUUUCCAAGCACAUUGCCGUUGAGGAACCAGACAUCACUUCGGUAGCCGUCAGCCCUGGGAGAGUAGACACUGACAUGCAAAAAGAACUUCGAGAAAAGGGCAAGGCGGAGAUGGCACCAAAAGAUCACGAAGCGUUCAGCAAAGAGUUUGAAGCAGGGACAUUGGUGAGACCAGAGCAGUCUGGUGGUGUUAUUGCUAAUCUUGCUGUAUCUGCGAAGCCAGAACUGGCCGGACAGUAUUUCAAGUGGAAUGCGCCAGAAUUGGCCGAGUACCAAUUGAGUUGAAUAAGCUGAGAUGGUUCUAUUUGCCGGUCAGAAAUGUCCAUAACCAACGAGUGAAAGCAUAUUCAAGAUGAUACAGGCGGCAAAUCAGUCGAAAGAUGAAAAGUCUGAUUGGUUUCCACAUUGUAUAUUCGGUUUUUUAAGCACGAAAAGUUUGUUCAUCACAUUGCCGUGUGCUGUUGAGACAUAGAAUAAAAAAUAGAAGGCUACCUACAAGCUAGACAGCUCCAAAACCAGACCACGGCCAUCACCGUCUGGA
This is a messenger RNA of Podospora pseudocomata, 1295 nucleotides long. RefSeq lists its product as uncharacterized. The transcript is spliced from 3 exons. Gene Ontology annotation, cellular component: intracellular anatomical structure. The coding region runs from base 278 to 1039 and encodes 253 amino acids. Lineage: Eukaryota; Fungi; Ascomycota; Sordariomycetes; Sordariales; Podosporaceae. The record is from RefSeq and is a predicted model, not a curated record. Gene Ontology annotation, molecular function: oxidoreductase activity, acting on NAD(P)H, oxygen as acceptor.